GAUCCCAAGAUACGGAUUUUAGAUGCGCUCUCUGCUAGUGGCCUUAGAGCUAUUCGUUUUGCUAAAGAGGUGCAGGAUGUUUCUAAAGUUAUUGCAAAUGAUUUUUCUGAAAAGGCUGUUGAUAUCAUCAAGAAAAAUAUCGCCCUAAACGGUGUGCAAGAUGUUAUUGAGCCAAAAUGGGGAGAUGCGGUGCGGUGGUUGAUAAUGGUCGGUUCUGCUCGUCGUAGUUUUUAA
This is a messenger RNA of Gongylonema pulchrum, 234 nucleotides long. NCBI's taxonomy places the organism in Eukaryota, Metazoa, Nematoda, Chromadorea, Rhabditida, Gongylonematidae. The record is from the annotation of a GenBank genome assembly.